Molecule: messenger RNA, 2043 nt
Organism: Cylicocyclus nassatus
Lineage: Eukaryota; Metazoa; Nematoda; Chromadorea; Rhabditida; Strongylidae
Source: the annotation of a GenBank genome assembly
GGAAUCGGCGCGUAUGCGAGACUUGUCUCAGUCCGCAACCGACUAUUUUUACGUCAAUCGCUCGCUGUGGAUGCACGUUCGCGAUGGGCGGAACGAUGGACGACGUGGGUGGGGCAAACGCCCUGUCGCUCUCCCCCGUCCGCUUCGACGCUUGGCUCUCCACUCGUCGGAGGGGCGUGGCACCUAUGGAGGGGCGGAACAAGCCACGCCCCGCUCAUCAAUCGAUGCUGACUCUCCUCCCAUGAAUCCACUAAAAUAAUCUUAAUCACGUUGGAAGCUGGCGAGAAAGUAGCCGUGGACAUCAUCAGCCGUCAAGAUGCUUCGAUGCAAAAAGGAGCAGUUGGAUGUAUUGAGCGUGGAGGAAGCAUCUUUGAAGGAGCGGCCUGUAUGGAACGAUACACUGCGAGGAAUUCUGGUGGCUCUCGUCAAGGAUCGGCGUGCACUUUGGGAUGCACGUUUCCGUACGAGCAAGGAAAAAACCAUGUACUACUUCCGUGAAAUCGCUAGCAUUCUUUCAAAUCAGGACGAGCGAAUGAACGAAUGGUCUGUUCUUGACAAGUGGUGUUGGAUGGUAGAGAUGUACAUGCGAACUGUUGAGCGUCCAUCGUUCGACUGGCGAUUCAAAGGAGCUAUGGCAUUUCAUAAUGAAUUUGCUGCCAAUGGUGUGCAAUACAUAGGAUCGCUUACCCCCGAGGUACUCGUGGAAAUGACGGCCGUUUACGGCGAAACGGAAGCGGAAUCUCAGGAGAUCAAGAUUGAGUUGGAUAAGAAAGUCAGGAAAGGUUGCGCAACAUUUAUCGCCGAGAUGCUAGUUUACCACAAGUGCAAACCGCCGUCAACAUCUACAGAUGAGAUUCGCCCAAGAAAAAGAGGACGUCCUCGAGGUUCAACAUCAUCCACGUUAGCACAAGCGCUUUCGGGAUUGAUAAAUGCGAGAAACAAGAAGACAGCUACCAGCACAAACCAUGACGCCGCGUCUAACACCUCACUUUCUCCUGCUUUGUUCACCGGGCAGAAGUCGAACGGGACUGCUGAUGAGAUCACAGGGCUGCAAUGGUCACCAGAGAUGGUCAACAAACUUAUUGAAUAUAUAAAGGAGAUUCCGGUGUUAUGGCAUCCCGAUCAUCCACAAUACUGCAAUCCGAUCGUUCAGAAGCAUUUCUUCUUGGAAGUGGCAAAGAAAAUGAAUGAUGUUCUUGGAGGUGCUUCUAUCAUUGCGGAGCAAGUAUGCGAGAAGUGGGUCUCUCUACGAAACAGCUUCGAUAUCUUGACCGCCAGAACAAAACAGGGUGAAAGCUGUGAUUGGGAGUUUUACAAAAGAUUGCUCUUCCUUUCACCCGAGGUUAUGCGUGCAUGCCGGUUUGAUGGCAUGCCACAAGAAAACGGCACUGCGUCGACAAGUUCUGUCGGUGUUCCUCUUGACGUCCAGACCGAAAUCUAUAAAAUGCUUGGAUAUCUGCCUGCUCCAGUCACAGAGAAGAGCGCGGAAGGCACUCCAAGCAAGAGGCCGAGACUUGCUAAUUUUGAUUCGUCGGGCUCUCUCAAAACUCAUGUACAAGUAGAAUCUACACCUCAGAUUCAACAGGUCGUUUCUACAUGGGUUCCCCCUCGAGAAGAUUCAUGCGAAACUGCGCCACAAUCAGUCCCUUCAACCCCUCCCACCGCAACGGCUCAAGUCAUGGUGAAAAGUGAGCUUGACCACAUUUUGCAAAAUUCGCUACCGCGAAUGGGAUUCGGCAAUGCAGACACCACGUUCGGCGACAUGCUUCACGGACCUCGCCCUUAUGAAGAUAAAUGGACUCUUAUGGGUCGUAUGAUAGAAGAGCUUGCUCGUGAAUUGGAAGCGAAACAUUCUGAGUUAGCGUAUCGUCUUCAGAAAGAUAUCAACGACGUUAUUUUUAAGUACCAACUUGAGAGUUUGAAGCAUAAAUAGUCAGCUGUAAGUCAUUAACGGGUAACUUCGCCUUGUUCCUCUGUUUGAUCUCAGGUGCUUGCUAGACUGUCAUCUUGAUUGAUAAUCCUCAAAUCAUUUUACUAGUUGUU